Xenia sp. Carnegie-2017 is the source of this 647-nucleotide messenger RNA. RefSeq names its product cytochrome b-c1 complex subunit 6, mitochondrial-like. The transcript has 3 exons. Bases 66 to 464 code for a protein of 132 amino acids. Gene Ontology annotation, biological process: mitochondrial electron transport, ubiquinol to cytochrome c. NCBI's taxonomy places the organism in Eukaryota, Metazoa, Cnidaria, Anthozoa, Malacalcyonacea, Xeniidae. The record is from RefSeq and is a predicted model, not a curated record.
AUUUGCCGGCUAAUAUGUGGUAAACUACCCCCUUGUAUCGGGCGCGAUUACGUAUUCCUGCAAAGAUGGUUGCCGGCAUAGAAAUUUUAGAAGCUUCAACUUUAGCAAAAAAAGCCCCAGAAGCGGUCGAUAACGUCGUAGAGGAUGAAGUUGACGACCUAGAGGACAACGACGUGACUGACGAGGACAAUGCUGUGGCAAAUGGCGAAGACGAAUCCGAUGAAGAAAGCGAAGAUGAAGAAGAAGAUGAAGAUGAGGAAGAUCCUGAAGACUUACAAGAAACGCUGAGAGAAAAAUGUGGCGAACUUUCAAAGUGCGUGGCUUUGAAAAACGAGUUUGAUGCUUGUGAAAGCCGUGUUAGCAGCAGGCAACGAACAGAGGAGAACUGUGCACAAGAAUUGCUCGAUUUCGUAGGAUGUGUGGAUAAGUGUGUUUCAAAGUCAUUAUUUUCCCAUUUAAAAUAAGAAAAUGUAUUUUAUUCUCAAGUUAAUGAAGCAUCGGACAAAGUAAAGGUACUAAAGAAGAGUAAUUACACUCUUGUACAAAAGUCCCAACCUUAUUGCUGGCCGCAUGCAAGCUAUUUCAUUGACUUCUAUUUAAAGGUUGAAGUUGCUAAGUUGUUUAUUAAAAGAAAGAAAUGUUUUGUA